Perca flavescens (yellow perch) is the source of this 3751-nucleotide messenger RNA. Its product is annotated as globoside alpha-1,3-N-acetylgalactosaminyltransferase 1. The transcript has 12 exons. The record is from RefSeq and is a predicted model, not a curated record. Lineage: Eukaryota; Metazoa; Chordata; Actinopteri; Perciformes; Percidae. Gene Ontology annotation, biological process: carbohydrate metabolic process. Bases 514 to 1611 code for a protein of 365 amino acids. Gene Ontology annotation, cellular component: vesicle; membrane; Golgi apparatus. Gene Ontology annotation, molecular function: hexosyltransferase activity.
GUUGGACGGUUUUCUGUUUCUGGCUGUCUCUCUCCGCCGCAGCUGCUUCCGGGUGUCUUGCGCUGUGUUCUGCUCUAAACGCGGAAAUAAAGUUGAGUGUGGCGGCCAGAUGUCCUGAAGACGAUCAAAAAUAACCUAUUAUAUAUAUAAUAAGCUAUUAUUGACCGUGUAGCGGGGUGACGUCACACACCGGACCCGGGUCGCAGGUGGAGGUGGGCUGUAGACUUCAGAUCAGCAAGAUCCUGGAACUCCUGAACCUGCAGGCUGAACUGGACUAGAACCACCAGGACUAACAGAGACUCACAAAGACUCUCAGAGACAUCAGAGACCCACAGAGACCCACAGAGACCCACAGAGACCCACAGAGACAUCAGAGACUCUCAGAAACUCACAGAUACGCUCAGAGACUCUCAGUGACUCUCAGAGACCCACAGAGACUCUCGGAGACACUCAGAGACUAACAGAGACCCACAGAGACACUCUCAGAGACUUUCUGAGACAUCAGAGACUGCGAUGCAGAUGAAUGGGAUGAACAUUAAACCUGUGACUGUUAUCCUGCUGGUCCUGCUGCUGGUGGGAUUCUACUACUACUACUACUACUACUACUACUUGUCCCAGUACAGAUUCAACGUUCCACCAUGUCCUACCAGCUGUUCGACUUCCGAACCAAAGGACAGAGUUCCUGAUGUCAUCCCUACUGAUUAUGUGUUCCACCUGAAAACUCCUGACCAGAGCCUGGCGGACACUGCACAUCUGCAGUACAGCCAGCCAAGCAUCGUAAAGGGCCGUACGGACGUGGUGGCCGUGACGCCCUGGCUGGCUCCGAUCGUCUGGGAGGGAACCUUUAACCCAGUUCUCCUCGACAGCAUCUACAAGCAAAAGAAAAUCAACAUCGCAGUCACCGUGUUUGCUGUCGGAAAGUACAUCAUGUUCCUGAAGAACUUCCUGGAGACAGCAGAGAAGCACUUCUUUGUCAGCUUCAACGUGCACAUUUACGUGUUCACCGACCGUCCGAAGGAGGUGCCCAAAGUCAACAUGGCCCCCGGCAGACAGCUGACGGUGCGUUCAGUGCCCAGCUCGAAUCGUUGGCAGGAGAUCUCCGCCCGAAGGAUGGAGCUGAUCCAGAAGCUGAUAGAAGAGCAGCUCCGUAAACAUAGUGACUACAUUUUCUGUCUGGACGUGGACUCGCAGUUCCACAGCCGCUGGGGGACCGAGUCGCUGGGCGGACUGGUCGCCGUCAUACACCCAGGUUACUACCUGGAUGAUCGCGGCAAGUUCCCGUACGAGCGUCGGCCGGAGUCCAGAGCCUACGUGGCUCACGGCGAGGGUGACUUCUACUACUGCGGGGGGGCAUUCGGAGGCCUCCUGCAGGAAGUUUUCCUGCUCGCCAAUACCUGCCGCUCCAACUUCGAGGAGGACGCCAAGAAUGGCAUUGAGGCCGCCUGGCAGGAAGAGAGUCACCUCAACAGGUACAUGUGGAUCAACAAACCCAGCAAGGUUUUGUCUCCGGAGUAUCUUUGGCAGGACUUCAAACCCAGAAACCCCGAAGUUAAAACCAUCAGAUUCUCUGGAGUUAUCAAGAACUACGCUGCUAUCCGACCCAACGUCUGAGAGGUCGACCAAACCAAAGUGAACCAGACUAAAUCGGACCGAACCGACUGACACUUACAGAGGCUGUGUGACUUCAUUCUCUUUUAUCUUUGCAAAGCAACCCCUGAGUUUUCAAACCAAAAAGACGCAGCAGUGUUUCCAAAUGUGGGCAGCAGUGUCGACACCAGGGGUAAACCUUGGUCCCAACCUGGACUCUGUUUUCCAACAUGUUUUUGGGUCUAAGUGAUUGAUGGGAACAAUUAUCUCUGAGUCUGGUUCAGUGCUCUUUCUACUAAUCCUUAGCUGCAGCCGCAGAAUGAAGUCCCACUCCCUCUGUGUGUGUGUGUGUGUGUGUGUGUGUGUGUGUGUGUGUGUGUGUGUGUGUGUGUGUGUGUGUGUGUGUGUGUGUGUGUGGGUGUGGGUGUGUGUUGUAAUCUCAUCUUCUCUGUUCCUUGGUUUGAUGGCCGGUCCGGCCGCUCAUUCCUGAGUUUAUAAAGAGACUUGUGACAUGUAGGGCUGGGUAUCAUUCAAAAACUUUAGAUAUCCGUAAUAAUACCAAUACUGUUACUCUGCUACCAAUACUUUUUUUGAUUCCAUUUUUAUAAAACAGAAAUGACCACACAACUUCUUGCUUGGACAAGACGUUAUGGUCUCUUUCAUCAGCGAUAUUGCGUGUUGAUCCUUCAUUGCUAACGGUCAGUGUUUAAGUACGGCUGUCUCAACGUUAUCGUACUGACGUACAACAGCUGCAAUCACCUCAGUUUCACAGUUCAUUAAUGUUAAAUAAGUUGCGUGUUGAAACUGCACCAAAACUGCGAUACUGGGUGGCCAGCAACACGCCCGCUAAGUGUGAAGUAAACCGGAUGAACAGAAGUUUGAAAGAAACAAACACAGAGCACCCUCUCUCUGAGAAUCUCUUUUAUAUCCAAGAUAAACUGGUUUUGUAAAUGAAGUUCCCUUAACCUGACUGAUAUCCAAUCAGAAACGUACUAAAGUUCCCCUAACCUGACUGAUAUCCAAUCAGAAACGUACUAAAGUUCCCCCUAACCUGACUGAUAUCCAAUCAGAAACAUACUAAAAAGAAACCAUGGGGAAUCAGAAUUGAUUUAGGAAACCAUUGGCGAUACCCAGCCCUAGUUUUAAAAGCCAGAGUUCAGUUUGAAGGUUCCAGCUUUUCCUCCACUUUUGAAAACAUGUUAGAGAAACGUAUUUUACUUGAUAUUUUGGAUAGCUAGCGUUAGCUGGAUAGGUAGCAUGCUAGUUAUUAUGGUACAUAGGAUUUAAAGGUGCACUUUGAGUUCCUGCAUGGUUUCAGGGAGAUUUCAUUUUUAUCUCAAAUGGUAGGCAUCUCUCCUUGAUCCGCUAGCUGCCUGCCCCCUGAACACACUGUCAAAAAGCCCGGUCUCUGGAGACAACACAGGGGUCAUAAACCUCAAACAAACACUAGGGGCACAGGCUGUGCACCAAAAUAAGACAAACCGCGUUCCAGACAAUCACAGACAAGAUGGUAGGGGGAGGGGGUGGGGGUUAGUGACAGUUAGUCAGUUAGUCAUGACAGUUAAGGAAACUCAUAGUGCACUAAGUUAUUUGGCACAUUGAAGAAAUGGCUCCUUACGAAGCUGAAUAUUUUAACUCUUUCCUGUAAAAAUCAAAUGAAUCCGCUCGCUUGCCUCGUGUACGUAACACGUCAUGGCGUUGUUUACCUCCCGUCAGAACUACUAUGACCACUAGAGGGCGCCGCCACUACAAACCUAUAGGUCAGAACUACUACAACCACUAGAGUGCGCCGCCACUGAUGCUGGGACAAAUGGGUUAGGGGGGGCGACAGACUCAUCUCUGCUUAUUUAGACACUCUUCUCCAGGUACAGUUUCAGGUUAGGCUGUUUCCCUUGUUUCCAGUCUUUAUGCUAAGCUAAGUAGCUGCUAACUGUAUCUUCAUAUGUACCGUACAGAAAGAAAACAAAGAAGUUUAUCCCCUAACUUUUAAACGUUUCCUUUUAAUUACUGUGAAGAUGUUGGGAGAACUCUGCAAGACUCUUGUUGUUUUUGUCUAUAAUUUGUCCAACAUGAUAGUAAUUCUUAAUUUAAGGGCUGUGACUGUCUGUCUUUCUCUCAGGUGUUUGUGUUCCAAUAAUUAAAUAAAAUAAUCCUUGGUUUCAGA